This is a messenger RNA of Phytophthora sojae, 3689 nucleotides long. RefSeq lists its product as hypothetical. Bases 9 to 3689 code for a protein of 1226 amino acids. The record is from RefSeq and is a predicted model, not a curated record. NCBI's taxonomy places the organism in Eukaryota, Oomycota, Peronosporomycetes, Peronosporales, Peronosporaceae. The transcript is spliced from 4 exons. Gene Ontology annotation, molecular function: GTPase activator activity. Gene Ontology annotation, biological process: positive regulation of GTPase activity.
AGAAGAAGAUGGAGGUGGAAGAGGACCCAAGCAGCCAAUUCGUCGACUUCACGAAUGCCACGGCCUCGGAGCAGUUCGUUUCCGACGUGGAGCAGGCGCUGAUCGGCUGGCAGCUGGCCAACAAGGGUCACGCGUCACUGGCGGCGCUCGGUGCCUCCUCGCAGCGGCAGGGAACCGCCGCCAAGCACGCAGACGUCGCGAUCUGGACCAAGGAGCUGCUGUUCCUCGCGCCCAUUGGUCAAAAAGACGCCAAGACCUACACUCUGACACUCUUUGUGGCCGAGCCGAGCUUCAAGCCGCCGGCCGAGACACAGACGCAGAGCAAGUCGCUCAAGGGCAAGCGAUGGCAGGAGGGGCUCGAGCACUUCACGCCCACGAUGCUGUCGGUGGCGGACGCCAGCAGGGACUUCCAGUGGGGCGUGGAGGGAGAGCAGGGCGAGGACAGCGAGGAGGCUGAGGACAUUGAGGAGGACAGAGUGGAGAACAGACCGUCCUACUACACGUCGGUGUUCGAGGACGACGGCGAGCCAGUGUUCAGCCGUAGAGCAGCCUUCAAGAACGCGCAGAAGUGGUUCGGGGUGGACGAGUUCCUGCUGCUGAGCCGGUCGUCGCCCCACGAGAAGAAGCAGCAGGAGAAGAGUGGGGGAAACAGGGAGAAGGAGGAAGACGGGGAGGAGAAGCAGGGUGAAGACGACUCUGCCGAGCAGCAGACAGACGUGGAGCAGGAGAUACCGGGCGGGAAGGAGAGCGGAGAGGGCGACGGGGAUCACGAUGCUAUGGCGGAUAUUCACGUGGACCAGAACGAAGCCGGUAUGCUGCUGUCGGCGCUCACAAUGGCGCUAAAUAAUUGCAACUGCACCAUUCCUGCGUUCGUGCCGGUGUUUGAGCCGUCGAGAGGGACGUGGAUUGGGUCGGCGGUGCCUGGUGCGACGGGCAAUGUUUCCAUGUCGUUUGACACCGACUCUGUUCCGGAGCUGAACCCAAACCAGAGCUGCAUUAGCGGCUUGCUGGACUUUUUCAAGGUGAAGCUGCAGCUGCCACCGCAUGUUGAAGAGAAGUGUCGUGUAGAAUCGGACGAAUCGGGUGACCUCGCCAUUGGCAUGAUGGUGUCCGCCUCGUUCGGGUAUUCAUGGAAUCGCACGGAUGAUCCUCGGGAGCUGGCGACACCAGAGAACCCGCUGGCUUGGCGAACACUGGAAUCUCAGCUCCCAGCCAAAGACCAACAUCAAAUACGCCAGAUUACAACCAAGCUCUUCGGUGAAAGUCAUCCGACUCCGUUGCUCGGUGCAUCCGCUUCUCCUUUAAGCGGAAUAGAUCUUACAGUUAGCUGGCCUCAGUUGCGCGAAGGAACCUAUGUUGACAACGUCGUGCACUCCACUUUGGAUCCUAGUUCAGCGCCUGAGUGGAUGCUGGCCGCGCGUUUUCAAGAUCUCGUCUCGGAAAACCAGCGCAAGCCUUAUCUCCCACUCAGCAAGCAAGUGGCGAACCUAGUUCAAGUUUAUUCAAAUUCCAGAGAGCUCAGCAAGGAUAUGCUGGUGUCCGAGCUCGCACCACCCAUGCCAGUGGUGCCGUCGCCAGCGAAGUCAUCGUCAGUUCAAAUUGCUGCAAGUUCUAGUAGCACUGACGAAGCUUCUGGGUCGCAACCAUCACAGAGUAUCACGGAGUCUACAAUACCCGCUGCACGAGCAGUAGGCGUGCUGGGAAGUGCGAUCUCGAGUUUAGUGUCGGCUGCCACAUGGAAAGGCUCUGAUGCAGAAGAAAUUAGACGGAUCGUGUCGGAGCUUUUCGAUGAAGGUGGUGAUACUCAAAAUGAAGAAAACGGUGAACAGAAAGGCAGGCCAGGGCUGCCUUUGGUGAGCGUGCCAAGCUCUGUGGAGCAUGGUGCUCCUUUGGGAGAGUUGGUGUCUAUUCUCGCGACAAGGAUGGGUCAACUACAUGGAAUCAACUCGAUGUCGCUGCUUUGGGUCGAGUUUGUAAAAGCGUUGAGGGAGCGGUGGUUUCAGCAGCAAUUGCUUCCUUUCAUGAGUACCAGCAUGAAGGAGAACGGUGUUGACCACAACACCAGCUCGCAUUCUCUGGAUGCACUGUUUCUGCUGGAUUCUGACGCGAUGCAGCUACCUCCUCCAGACUUCCGUCACUGUCUUCUGCAUCAAAAGCUACAAUUGCUUAACUGUUGCAUUCUAAGAGAAGCUCAGGAAUCAAGACCAGCCUCAAAUGGUGGCGACAGAAUCAAGGCAAACCACAGCGGACAAGAGACGAAGGCAAAUACCCAGACCACAAAAUCCUCGGGUGCCGACGACGAAGUCGAUGCAGACAACAGUCCAAGCGAUGACGAAUUUUUCGACUCUGUUGAGCAGCAAGACGCUCCACUGCCAUCACCACCUCGUGCAUCAAGGCGUGCGGAGGGUGUCCUUCGUGAGGCAACUGGUAUUGUUUGUCUGCAAACAAAUGAGCCUCUGAUGGAGCCUGUGACUCAAACAGCGGUACCCAUGACGGAAGACGUCGCAAAACAGCAACAGGAUCUUCUUACGCGUCUGGGUGUGAGCGUGGAGUCAGACAAAUUGCGACAGCAGAUCCAGAGCACGUCCUUGAUUUCAGAUAUGCAGUCAUUUAAAGCUGCCAACCCACGAAGCUGUCUUGCAGAUUUCAUUCGCUGGUAUUCACCAAAGGAUUGGAUUCCGUUUAAAACCCCAGUUGAUCCAUUCCAAGCCGAGCUGCCAUCUGAGGGAAGAGGCGUGUGGUGGUUUGAACAGCAUGGCAUGCUCUCGGAACGGAUGCGUUUUGGGCCGGGGCACGAGCAUCUGUGGCAGCAAAUGUGGGAGUCUAGUGCUCCAGUGCCCGCAUGUCGUCAAAAACGAUUGUUUGACCCAGUCCAAGAGUCAGAAAAAGUGUACCAUUAUAUGGAGACGCUAUCCCCGCACGAACUGUUUCACCAAAUGCUAGCCGGUGCCAUCUCUAGCAGCGUGUUCGCAGUGGAAACAGCAUUGCCAGUACGUGUGUCGACCCAGACGCUACCGGUUGUCUACCGAGCCUUGCAGAGUCUUCGUUCUCGUGGGAACCGUGCAGUUGCGCUGUUGGACGAGGCCCUGGCAGAGUCACAAGUGGCCUUUCCUGCUACUGGCAGAAGCAAGCAGCGUGCGGACCACGAGCAGUCGGUAGCCGCUGCACAUCAGGGCCAGCAACUUCAAGUCGCGUUUGAGAUGGCAUUGGAUGCGUGCUGGAAGCUUGUGCGCUCGCUGGAAUCUGUGGAGGCUCUCAUUACAAAGGCGCUGGCGUUACUGCACUAUUUCCCGGUGACAAAGGAAGACCAUGGAGUGUUGGCGCUUGUGAAUUUUUUACUCUUGCCAUCGCUUUCACAUCGCCAGCAGCUAAAAAUUUCGAAGCUGCUGAAGCAAGAAAGCUUACGCCAGCAGGUUGCUGCAAUUUUGCUCACGAACCCAACGCUCGCAGAAGCGGGACCGAUGACGGUCCCUGUCCAGCGUGAGUACGUGCUUCGAUGCAUUUGUCCGCGACCAUUCCUACGAGAAUACUACGGCGAUUCAGCUUUUGAGGAGGAUGGUGGCGAAACAAGUUAUGCGCAACCAGACGAAGAGCUGGAAGAGAGCCCGCUCGUGGUAUGCCGAAUGUAUGCCGCUUUCAAGAAGAGAACGGUACGCUUCGCGUUGGUUCUGGCUGAGUCAGAGUUCUAA